UACUGUAACAGCUACUGCCUGUUACAACAAUAUUACUGGCUAUAUCAUAGCUGAAUAUAGCUGUACUGUAACUAAUCUUGGAGUUAUUGGAUCAAUCACGGGUAACCCACCCCAGAAUCCUACUCAAGUGGGAACUGCUCUUCAGGUUUUCCAUAACCUUGGGACUUUGAAGGAUACCAUUGCUAAUGUGGUGGACGGAUACUGCACAGUCCUGGAGGAGAACAUAAAAAGUGCUUUGGAUAUCAAAGUAUUGACCCAACCAUCUCAAACUGUCACAAGAGGUGGCCCUGGUAGAGCUGCUAUGCCAACACCUGGGAACACAGCAGCUUUUCGAGCAGCCCUGUGGACAAACAUGGAGAAACUCAUGGAUCAGAUCUGUGCAGCUUGUGGGCAGGUGCAGCAUUUGCAGAAAGUAUUGACAAAGAAAAGAGAUCCUGUGUCACAUGUCUGCUUCAUAGAGGAAAUAGUUAAGGAUGGACAGUCUGAUAUUUUGUACAAAUUUUGGACUGCAGUAACUCAGACACUUUCCUCUCAGUUUCAGUCAGCAACAGACUCCUCUAUGUUUUUGAAACAAGCUUUUGAAGGAGAAUACCCUAAAUUACUGAGGCUUUAUAAUGACUUGUGGAAGCGCCUGCAACAAUAUAGUCAAAAUAUUCAGAGGAAUUUUAACACAAGUGGAACUGCUGAUCUCUUUGCUGAACUGCAACAAAUGGAAGAAGAUACACAGGACAUAUUCAUGCAAAAAAAACCAGAUUAUGAUCCAGAAAAGGCCUUGAAAGAUUCACUGCAACAAUAUGAAGCUGCUUAUUUGUCAAAAUCCUUAUCUCGACUCUUUGAUCCCAUCAAUCUUGUCUUCCCUCCUGGAGGUCGGAAUCCUCCUUCUUCUGACGAGCUUGACAGCAUCAUUAAAACUAUAGCCAGUGAGCUAAAUGUGGCUGCUGUUGAUCCAGACCUGAGUUUAGCUGUGGCAAAAAAUGUGGCAAAGACCAUUCAGCUCUACGGUGUAAAGUCAGAGCAGCUUCUGUCUACUCAAGGAGAUGCCAGCCAGGUGAUCGGACCGCUUACAGAGGGACAGAGGAGGAACGUGGCUGUAGUGAAUUCGCUAUACAAACUGCACCAGUCAGUUCUAAAGGUUAUUACCAAUCAGAGCUCAUUUCCAGCAGCCGCUGAGCAAACAGUCACAGCUGCAUUAAAGGCAGUCCAUGAUCUAAUGGGUACUGCUGUUCAACCGUUACUGAACUCUGUAGGAGAUUCAGUAGAAGCUAUUAUCAUCACUAUGCACCAGGAAGAUUUUUCUGGAUCAUUAUCUGGCUCAGGAAAACCAGAUGUCCCUUGUUCUCUGUACAUGAAAGAACUACAGGGUUUUAUAGCAAGAGUCAUGAGCGACUACUUCAGACAUUUUGAGUGUUUUGACUUUGUCUUUGAUAACACUGAAGCCAUGGCUCAAAGAGCAAUUGAGCUUUUCAUUCGCAAUGCCAGCCUAAUAAGGCCCCUUGGUGAAGGUGGGAAGAUGCGGCUUGCGGCGGAUUUUGCACAGAUGGAGUUAGCAGUAGCACCAUUGUGUCGGCGAGUCUCUGAUUUAGGAAAAUCUUACAGACAGCUGAGGUCAUUCAGACCACUGCUGUUCCAGACCAGUGAGCAUAUUGCCAGCAGCCCAGCUCUGGGAGAGGUUAUUCCAUUCAGCAUUAUUCUUCAGUUCUUAUUUACAAGAGCACCACCAGAGUUAAAAUCACCCUUCCAGAGGGCUGAGUGGUCCAUUGCCCGCUACUCCCAGUGGCUUGAUGAUCAUCCAUCUGAAAAAGACAGGCUUGCUCUCAUACGCGGUGCACUGGAAGCUUAUGUUCAGUCAGUAAGAACGAGAGAAGGAAAGGAGUUUGCACCAGUCUACCCAAUCAUGGUUCAGCUGCUGCAGAAAGCGAUGUCGACUCUUCAGUGAAUUUGGACAACACUCUCAAAAUAGGGAACGGGCAGAAACACAGUCACAGGCCUUUGGUGCCACAUAUAUACUUAUGGUCUAUGUCAGUUACUCCCAAAUAUACAAGGUUUACAAUGAAAUGUGUUUACCUGCUUCAUCCAUGGAACUUCUGUCUUCUUGCUUUACGUUCGUAUUAUAGGAACUUAUAUAGAUACAUAUAUCAUAAGGAAAUCAUACAGUUUUUAUGUGCUGUGAGUCUACAUCUAAUAAACCUGAUCAUUUUUUAGCAUUCCUUUUGAAUUUAGAGAGGUAUAAAAUUAGAAUGUACACAAAUACUGCAGUAUAAUUGCUGAAUAUCUCCAGUAAGGAAGUGGCUCUUUUCCUACAAGUAUACUUUUAAAUAGUUGGAUACAUUUUAGCCUUAUUCAGAAAACUGUACUUCUGAAAUGCCAGAAUCACCAGUUUCCAUCUAAAAAAUCACUAAUUUUAACCCAAGGAAAAAUAUUCAUAAAUAAUGUAAAUUAUUUUCUAUUGCAGUGCUAUUCGCUUUGAAAUAAUUUAUAUUGAUUUCAACUUUUUGCUUAAACUGUAAUAAAGAACAUGUGACUAUCCAGUCUUGAACUCAGUAUUUUAAAUUCUUCAGCAGCUUCCUAACUGCAAAGCAUCAAAACGUACUUCAGAUGGGUUCAUGUAAAGACUUCCACACAGAACAAGCUCUUUGCUGCAGGGCUGACUUAAUGAUUAGUCUUCUUCAUUUUAUAAAACACACAACACCAGAUUUUAAUGAAUUUAUUUGAAAUAAUAUACAAGAAUAUAGUGUGCAAAAAUCUUAGGGGCAACAUCAUGUAGACGUGUCAUAAACUGAAUUUUACAGUUGUGAUUCUUAAAAAAAAGGAAACACACAGCUGUUUAGUACAUGAAAAGCCAUGAUUGUAAAAGUUCACAGCAGAAGCAAUUGUAAUCCUAACGCAGCUGCUCUAAUUUUAGACAAUUGGAGGAAAAAAAAAAGUAAAGUGCAAGUGUUGCACGUAUAGUUAAGUGCAAAGUUUGCCCCCACCAUAAAGAUGUCUUAUGGCAAAAUAAAAUAUUGUAGAAUAUGUGGCAAAGACAAAACACAGAGUUAAAACUAUGAUGGUGACGAUAUCAACAGCACCAUUUUUACUGAGAUAAUGCUAUUAAUUUUUCAUCCUGUCCUGGGCCACUGUUUCCACCGGAAGUAACAGCUCUCACUAGUGCCAGCUGGUGCAAAAAUCUCUCACUUGUGGAUGCAAGUUUUAUACGUGGCAACCCAAGCAGCAGCUCCCGCGCGACAUCACACUGCGCUCUCCCUUCACCACCUGUUCUGGUAACUUGCUGGCGUCUGGGCAGGCUGGGAAGCUGGAGGCUGAUAAUACAUUUUGCCAUUUCAGAAAAUCCCAGGCCUCAGAAUCGUAAUUAAUAAUAUGGUUGUGCAAUACAUAUUAAUCAGCAAUAAGAAUCAAGGUAUAUAAACAGCUGUUACAUAUUUUAAAAUUCCCCUUUUUGUACAUUUUCUUUUAAAAAUAAACAUUUAUACAUAUCUCCUUCGCCUCUUUC
Molecule: messenger RNA, 3490 nt
Organism: Antrostomus carolinensis (chuck-will's-widow)
Lineage: Eukaryota; Metazoa; Chordata; Aves; Caprimulgiformes; Caprimulgidae
Gene: COG5
Product: component of oligomeric golgi complex 5
Exons: 16
Biological process (GO): intra-Golgi vesicle-mediated transport
Cellular component (GO): COG complex
Source: RefSeq, a predicted model, not a curated record